AUCCUUUUCAAUGGUGCAGCUCUCCCAAGCCCCUUUUCUUCGCCCAUCAUCGCCUUCAGGCCAGUCAGAGGAGGGGGAGGACAGGAGCAUGAAGACAGCCAAGCAGCAGGUGAACCCCUCAGGGGACAGCCAGCCUCCCUCCAGCCCCCUGCUGACUGCGCUGAACUCGGCAGCUUCUCCUUCCCAGGCGUAUGAGACUUACAUUGAUAAUGGGCUUAUCUGCCUCAAACACAAGAUCAGGAACAUUGAGAAAAAGAAGCUCAAGCUAGAAGACUACAAAGAUCGCCUGAAGAAGGGAGAAGCCCUCAAUCAAGACCAGUUGGAGGCAGUAGAGAAAUAUGAUGAAGUAGUACACAACUUGGAAUUUGCCAAGGAGCUUCAGAAGACUUUUUCAGGACUUGGCCAAGAUCUGCUGAAAGCACAGAGGAAGGCUCAGCGCAGAGAGAGUCUAUUGAAGCUUGAAGCAGAGAAGAAAAAACUGCGUACAAUACUUCAAGUCCAAUAUGUGCUGCAGAACUUCACUCAAGAGCAUGUUCAGAAAGAUUUCAAAAGUGGUGUGAAUGGUGCAAUAUAUUUGCCUUCUAAAGAACUAGACUACCUCAUAAGAUUUGCAAAACUGACAUGUCCUGAAAGAAACGAGAACUUGAGUGUUGAAGACCAGAUGGAACAAUCAUCUCUCUACUUCUGGGACCUUCUAGAAGGAAGUGAGAAACCUGUGGUUGGAACAACAUAUAAACACUUGAAGGACCUGUUAACCAAACUUCUAGACUCUGGCUACUUUGAAAGUAUUCCAACUCCUCGUGCCACUAUGCCAGUGAAAGAAUUGGAAGAAGUAAAUAGAAAAUCUGAGAGAACAAGACAGAUGUCAAAAGGAGAAUCUAUCAAAGAAUCAGAAUCCAUUAUGGAGUUCAUGAAGUCUGAAAUACAGCCACAGGAGUUUCUCAACAGGCGUUAUUUGCCUGAAGCAGAAUACUCUCUCAAGAAGAAGCCAGAAGAGCCCAAAUCUUGGGAAGCUGAGUGUGCUAGAAAGCAAGAACCUCCGAAGUCCUGGGAAAUGCUUGUUAAUAUUGAAGAACAGAAGCAGAAACAAGAGACCUUAAAGCCUUGGGAAGUUCGUGUAAGGCAGCAAGAAUCAAGAAGACCAGAUUCUCCAAAGCCUUGGGAAGCUCGUGUUAAAGAGGAAGAAAGGAAGCAUGAGUCUACAAAGUCCUGGGAGACCCGUGUUGAGGAGGAAGAACAGAAGCAGCAAGAAGCUCCAAAGCCCUGGGUAGCACGUGUCCGAGAGGAGCGGGAGUCCCCCAAACCUUGGGUAGCAAAGGUUAGGGAAGAGCAGGACCAGAAGAAACAGGAAUUGCCUAAGCUAUGGGUAGCAAAAGUUAGGGAAGAGCAGGAACAGAAAAAGCAGGAGCCCCUAAAACCUUGGGUAACCAAAGUUAAGGAAGAACCAGAACAAAAGCAGGAAUCUCCAAAGCCUUGGGUAACCCAAACUAGGGAGCAACCAGAACAAAAGAAGCCAGAGUCUGUGAAACCAUGGGAAACGCCUGUUAGGGAAGAGCAGCAGCAAGUGCCGUCACAGCAGUUACAGAACCCUCCGAAGUCCUGGGGAGCUGCAAGUGUUGGGCCAAAGGAGCAGAUGGGGCCAAAGAAGUUUGAUAUGGAACCCAAAGAAGUGCCUAAACCUGUACAGCCAGCUGCAGAAUUUUGCUCUACUUCAACUCUUCCAAAAGAUCCAGUAUUAAGAAGGGAAAAACUUCAGGAUCUGAUGACUCAGAUACAAGGGACUUACAACUUCAUGCAAGAGUCCGUUCUGGAGUUUGAUAAAGCUUCACCAAGUGCCAUUGGUUCAUCCCAACCACCUUCAGUUACUCCAGCAAGUAGUCCUGUAGCUUCAAAAGAGCAGAAACUGCCAAGUCAGAGUGAUUUUCUUCAAAAGCCCCUUCAAGCUGCUGCUCCAUCCAUGACACUGCAUGGUUCAAAUACUUCCCUAGCAUCUGCUGAUCAGACUCUUUCUGGCUCUGAAAUUGAUGACCUGGUGACACCACAGGCACCGCAGGCAACAGCAUCACUUUCUCAAGAGACUGAGAAAUAUACUUCUCAGCCUUUGUAUCAGACAAGUUCAUGUAUUUCUGAGCCACUGAUACCUAAAAAGAUUGAAAUUGCACAGGCAACUAUUCCCCUCCCAAGUGAGCCACAGUCACCAUUGCCUACUUCAAGCACCUCCAUGCCACCAGUACCACCAGCGCAAACCUUUCAGACUACUCCAGCAAGUACCAGUUCUGUCACAAUAACAGCAGCUCCCUUUCAGGCUAUGCAGACUGUAUUUAAAGUGAAUGCACCACUGCCUCCACGUAAAGACCAGGAUAUUAAAGAGGAUUCUUCAUAUUCGGCAGGAUAUAACCAGACUUUCUCUACAGCAAGUACACAGACUCCACCUCAAUGUCAGCUUCAGUCUUCUCAUGUUGCAGAACAAACCUCACUUUCACAAGAGUCUCUGCCUUCAGUGAAUUAUCAACCUGAUGGAGCUGUUCCUGUUAGCAAUGGUAGCCUUGCCUUUUAUCCAGCACACACUACUGUUAUUCCCAGACCCCCUCAGCCUUACAUUAACAGUCGUGGAUCUGUCAGAGGAUCUGCUAGAGGUGGAAGGUCACUGGGUAAUACAUAUCGCUCCCCUGGUGGGUACAAAGGCUUUGAUACUUACAGAGGCGCACCUUCAAUAGCUAAUGGCAACUAUGGUCAGCUGCAGUUCCCUGGUAGAGAUUAUGCUGGAAUGCCAUAUACUCAGAGGGAUGUUAAUUACCAGCACUGCUAUAAACGAGGUGGGAUAACUGGUCCUCGAGCAAAUUCAAGAGCAGGGUGGAGUGAUUCCUCUCAGGUGAGCAGUCCAGAACGAGACAAUGAAACCUUUAACAGUGGAGACUCUGGGCAGGGAGACUCCCGCAGCAUCACCCCUGUGGAUGUGCCAGUGACAAGCCAAGCUGCCACCAUACUACCAGUGCACGUCUACCCGCUCCCGCAGCAGAUGAGAGUUGCCUUCUCUGCCGCUAGAACAUCUAACUUGGCCCCUGGAACUCUAGACCAGCCAAUUGUGUUUGAUCUGUUGCUGAACAACCUUGGAGAGACUUUUGAUAUCCAGCUUGGUAGGUUCAACUGUCCAGUGAAUGGUACAUAUGUCUUCAUCUUCCACAUGCUGAAACUGGCUGUGAAUGUUCCCCUGUAUGUGAAUCUCAUGAAGAAUGAAGAGGUCCUAGUGUCAGCAUAUGCAAACGAUGGGGCUCCUGAUCAUGAAACAGCCAGUAAUCAUGCAGUCCUGCAGCUGUUCCAGGGAGAUCAGAUCUGGUUGCGUCUGCAUCGGGGAGCCAUCUAUGGAAGUAGCUGGAAAUACUCCACUUUUUCGGGAUACCUCCUUUAUCAGGACUAAAGUCCAGUGUGAUGUUUACAAAAGAGCUGCUCCAAACACCUUGGUGGAGGGGGGUGGGAAUAGCUUUGCACUUACUACUGACUUUAUAGAAGAUACAUGGUUCCAUUAUUGGGGGAAAUGAUGGUCCUGUUGCGCAAGGUGAAAUCAUGGAGUUGGGGUACUGAAUCAGCACUAAUUUGGCACUUUAUCAGUUGUGAUGUAGCCUUGCUAGUAAAGCUGUGAAUGUAUAUUGUUUGCACUUACCCUAAACUGUAUUAAUGUCCAGCUUACUACACUAUUGAUUGCCUCAAGUAUGGGCUAUUCACAAUGCCUUGUUGUGCCUCAAUAAAACAAGUUAAUAUGCAUUUUAG
Mesitornis unicolor (brown roatelo) is the source of this 3768-nucleotide messenger RNA. RefSeq names its product caprin family member 2 (gene CAPRIN2). The transcript is spliced from 20 exons. NCBI's taxonomy places the organism in Eukaryota, Metazoa, Chordata, Aves, Mesitornithiformes, Mesitornithidae. The record is from RefSeq and is a predicted model, not a curated record. The coding region runs from base 11 to 3418 and encodes 1135 amino acids. Gene Ontology annotation, molecular function: signaling receptor binding. Gene Ontology annotation, biological process: positive regulation of canonical Wnt signaling pathway. Gene Ontology annotation, cellular component: cytoplasm.